Messenger RNA from Zonotrichia albicollis (white-throated sparrow), 874 nucleotides. RefSeq names its product translocase of inner mitochondrial membrane 17A (gene TIMM17A). Gene Ontology annotation, cellular component: TIM23 mitochondrial import inner membrane translocase complex. Gene Ontology annotation, biological process: protein import into mitochondrial matrix. Gene Ontology annotation, molecular function: transmembrane protein transporter activity. NCBI's taxonomy places the organism in Eukaryota, Metazoa, Chordata, Aves, Passeriformes, Passerellidae. The record is from RefSeq and is a predicted model, not a curated record.
CUCGUCCCGCCCUCCGCUGCCAUUGGCCGGCGCGGGGCCGCUGCAGCCAAUCGCGCGUGGGGAGGUGGUGGGGCCGAGCAAGAUGGAGGAGUACGCUCGCGAGCCCUGUCCCUGGAGGAUAGUGGAUGACUGUGGAGGGGCCUUCACCAUGGGGGCCAUAGGAGGGGGCAUUUUCCAGGCUAUCAAAGGCUUCCGAAAUUCCCCAGUGGGUGUAAACCACCGGCUGCGGGGCAGUUUGACGGCUAUUAAAACCAGAGCUCCACAACUGGGAGGGAGUUUUGCUGUCUGGGGAGGUCUCUUCUCCAUGAUUGACUGCAGUAUGGUCAGAAUGAGAGGGAAGGAAGAUCCCUGGAAUUCCAUCACAAGCGGAGCCCUGACUGGAGCCAUUUUAGCUGCAAGAAAUGGCCCUGUUGCCAUGGUUGGAUCUGCUGCAAUGGGAGGAAUUCUCCUGGCCCUGAUUGAAGGAGCUGGAAUUCUGCUGACUAGAUUUGCCUCCACACAAUUCCCAAAUGGCCCACAGUUGUCAGAGGAUCCAUCCCAGCUCCAGCCACCCCCAUUCAGCGACUACCGACAGUAUCAAUGAUGGUCCCCAACCACCUUCUCCCUCCUCCCCCCUCCUCCUCCUCCUCCUCCUCUUCCUCCGCCUCCUCUUGUCUUUUCCUUCCCUGAGUGGUCCCACCUGGAGGAUGUGGAGGGGGUUUGUACCUAACACCAGUGGUUACACGCCACACGAGGAGGACCUGCAGCAUUUCUCAACCUCAAACUGCUCAGGAGAACUUUUAGAAAAGAAAAUCUAUUUAUUCCUGAUAUAUUCCAUUGCUGUAAUGUUACACAUGUCUGGUAGAAUACAAGGAAGUUUGAGACAAGGACCAAA